AUGAAGCUCAACAGUUUUAAGGCCCUGCGCAUCGGCGCGCUACCUGGCUCUCCCUUUGGAUAUGAGGUAUUGAUAAGAGCUGCUGAGGCGUCUCCUAUAAGCACUGCAGCAGCAGCAGCAGCAGCAGCAGCAGCAACAGACGGUGCAGCAGCACAAGAAGCAUCAGUAGCAGCAGCAGCAGCAGCAGCAGCAGCAGCAGAAGAGGGACGAGCUCUCUUUAUAUGCAACGCCCCGCUGCUGCUGCAGCAGCAGCAGCUGCAGCAGCUGUUUGCUGCUUUUGGUUCUGUUGAGGCCAUAUACGAUAAAAUGAUAGAACAAAAAAUUAAUAAAAAAACCCUCGUCUGUGUCCGCCUCGUCCACAUUAUCUUUACAGAUGCAGCAGCAGCAGCUCGCGCUUUUGCUGCUGCAGUACCCCUGCAGUGGGGGCCCCCUGGGGGCCCCCAGGGGGGCCCCCCUGGGGGCCCCCAGGGGGGCCCCCCUGCGGGGGGUGUUUGCGGGGAUGUUGAUGCUUUUAUGCGGAGCUACGACCUCGCCAAGGAUUUAAGAAAACAACAAAGAAACAAAAAAAUUAUAGAUGAAGACGGAUUCAUACUUGUGCAGGGGUACACAAACCCUAAACCCUAA
Molecule: messenger RNA, 624 nt
Organism: Eimeria mitis
Lineage: Eukaryota; Apicomplexa; Conoidasida; Eucoccidiorida; Eimeriidae
Exons: 4
Coding region: 1-624 (207 amino acids)
Molecular function (GO): nucleic acid binding
Source: RefSeq, a predicted model, not a curated record